This is a messenger RNA of Rubroshorea leprosula, 477 nucleotides long. The record is from the annotation of a GenBank genome assembly. Lineage: Eukaryota; Viridiplantae; Streptophyta; Magnoliopsida; Malvales; Dipterocarpaceae.
CCACAUUGAAAUUCUUGGAGUUGAACCAAAAACCUUAAAAACCCAUUGUUCAUAUUACGCCUGUCGUUCAUCGAUUUCAUGCGUCGUGAGGCUGGGGAGGUCCGAAGAGCCAUGUAUUUGGGUUUUCUCGGUUCUUCCUCCGACUUUUCGAGCGUCGAGAGCUACAUGUGCGGACAACUGCGAACAUCUCUCUCUAGAACUCAAUUGAGUUCAUGUGGUCUCUACCGAUCUGCACAUCCAUCACCAGAUCGAUGCUGUUGCUGCUGCAGAUCACUCCCGAAUGGAGAAUUAAGGCCGUGAGGGUGCACCAAGCUCCAUUCGGAUGAAUCCGAGCCAGAGAAAAGACGUUGGAUUAUAGAUCAGGCCCCUUUCAUCAUGGAUUUGAAAGUUUUGGGUUUAUAGCUCAUGGUAGGUCGGGCUUUGGGUAAGUUGAGGCUAGGGUUUUCAUUAUUUUUGCUAUAAAUGGAUGAGAGUAGA